AUGACAAAAUGGAAUAUCAACAUCCGAACGCUGUUUACGACAACCAAGGCUCGGUCCCCUGAUUCUGCCCAGCUUAUCAAGGUCAUACCGGAAGCCAACUCCGGCUCCGCCGAGAUCUGUCGCUUGCAGCGGGAUACGCUCGGAGGAGUUACUACAAUCUCAUUCCUGUUUCAGAAACGGCGCUUCAUCUUCUAUCCUGAACGUAAAUGCUUUGCACCUUUGUCGUACGUUCUGGAUGCGGAACCUAAGCCCGCUCUCAAGACUUUCCAGGACUGUGAAGGAUUGACAACGAAGGCUGAAAUCGAACGCGUACAGCAUCAUUAUGGAGAUAAUACGUUUGAUAUCCCCGUACCUGGGUUUAUUGAAUUGUGGCAAGAGCAUGCAGUAGCGCCCUUCUUCGUUUUCCAGAUUUUCUGUGUUGGAUUGUGGAUGUUGGAUGAGUACUGGUACUACUCCCUUUUUACCCUCUUCAUGCUUGUCAUGUUUGAGAGCACAGUUGUCUGGCAGCGACAGAGAACUCUGAACGAGUUCCGCGGCAUGAACAUUAAACCUUAUGACGUUUGGGUCUAUCGUGAGCGCAAGUGGCAGGAAAUCACCAGUGACAAAUUGCUCCCUGGUGACUUGAUGUCGGUUAACCGUACCAAGGAAGACGGGGGUGUUGCCUGCGAUAUUCUUCUCAUUGAGGGCAGUGUCAUUGUGAACGAAGCCAUGCUCUCUGGAGAAAGUACACCACUUCUUAAAGAAUCGGUUCAGCUUAGGCCUGGCGAUGAUCUGAUUGAGCCCGACGGACUGGAUAAAAAUGCGUUCGUUCACGGUGGUACCAAGGUUCUGCAGAUCACUCAUCCGAAUACCACAAACGGCGAUGAAUCGCAGCAGAAAACUUCGAAGGUCGGUGCUCCUCCUGACAAUGGAGCUGUUGGUGUUGUCGUGAAGACCGGCUUCGAAACUAGCCAAGGUAGCCUUGUUCGUACUAUGAUUUACUCUACGGAGCGUGUCUCUGCAAACAACGCAGAAGCUUUACUUUUCAUUCUUUUCCUGCUUAUUUUCGCCCUUGCUGCUUCUUGGUAUGUCUGGCAAGAAGGUGUUUCCAAGGACCGCAAGCGAUCGAAACUGCUUCUGGACUGUGUUCUUAUCAUCACAAGCGUUGUCCCCCCUGAACUUCCCAUGGAGCUGAGUCUCGCCGUCAACACCAGUUUGGCUGCGCUGAGCAAGUUCGCCAUCUUCUGCACCGAACCUUUCCGGAUUCCGUUUGCGGGCCGCGUUGAUGUCGCAUGUUUUGAUAAGACCGGGACUCUGACGGGCGAAGACUUAGUCGUCGAUGGCGUUGCAGGUCUGGCUCUCGGACAGCCUGGCGCAAAGGUCGAAAAGGAUGGUGCACAUACAGAACUCAGCAAGGGCAGCAGUAUUCCAGUUGAUACUACACUUGUUCUUGCCAGCGCUCAUGCUCUGGUCAAACUGGAUGAAGGCGAAGUAGUCGGCGACCCGAUGGAAAAGGCAACCCUUCAAUGGCUUGGCUGGACUUUGGGCAAGAAUGAUGUACUCACAAGCAAAAGUGGAUUGGCGACGGGUGCUGCUCGCUCUCCUGAGUCAGUUCAGGUUAAGAGACGUUUCCAGUUCUCUUCUGCGUUAAAGCGACAGAGCACAAUCGCAACGGUUGUCAUUCAAGACCGUAAGACAUCCAAGAAGGUUAAGUCUACGUUCGUUGGAGUCAAGGGUGCACCAGAGACAAUUGAGACUAUGCUUGUCAACACUCCACCGAACUACGAGGAGACUUUCAAGUACUUCACUCGUAACGGUGCCCGUGUGCUUGCCCUUGCCUAUAAAUACCUUUCUUCCGAGGCUGAACUUUCCCAAGGACGGAUCAACAACUACACUAGGGAAGAGAUUGAGUCCGAGCUCAUUUUCGCCGGUUUCCUCGUUCUGCAAUGCCCCUUGAAGGACGACGCUAUAAAGGCAGUGCGCAUGCUCAACGAGAGCAGCCACCGAGUUGUCAUGAUUACUGGAGACAAUCCCCUCACUGCCGUUCACGUUGCCCGGCAGGUCGAAAUUGUGGACCGUGAAGUUCUUAUUCUUGACGCUCCUGAACAUGACACUUCGGGCACUAAAGUGGUUUGGCGAAGCAUUGAUGACAAGAUCAACAUUGAUGUCGAUCCUACGAAGCCCUUGGAUAAAGAGAUUCUAAAAACUAAGGACAUUUGUAUUACUGGUCACGCUCUUGCGAAGUUCAAGGAUCAGAAGGCUCUGCCAGAUCUUUUGCGCCAUACCUGGGUUUACGCUCGUGUCUCCCCGAAGCAGAAGGAGGAUAUCCUCCUUGGACUCAAGGAUGCCGGAUACACAACCUUGAUGUGCGGCGAUGGCACCAACGAUGUUGGUGCCCUUAAGCAAGCUCACGUCGGUGUCGCCCUAUUGAACGGCUCACCGGAGGAUCUGACCAGGAUUGCUGAACAUUAUCGCACGACCAAGAUGAAGGAGAUUUAUGAGAAACAGGUGAAUAUGAUGCAACGAUUCAACCAACCUCCGCCACCAGUCCCUGCACAGAUUGCUCAUCUCUACCCACCCGGCCCCGGCAAUCCUCACUACCAAAAAGCUAUGGAGAGAGAGGCAGCCAAGCGUGGCGCCAAAGAUGCUGCGAACCAGCCUGAAGCUAUCCCCACGAUUACAUCGCCCGGUGCACAAGCGCUACAACAAUCCAAUUUGACCCCUCAACAACAACGCCAGCAGCAAGCUCAACAGGCAGCUGCCGGAUUCGCCGACAAGCUUACCUCGACCAUGAUGGAGCAGGAGCUCGACGACAAUGAGCCUCCCACUAUCAAACUCGGAGACGCCUCCGUUGCUGCUCCAUUUACCAGUAAACUGGCGAAUGUCAUUGCCAUCCCCAAUAUCCUUCGCCAAGGCCGCUGCACCCUCGUUGCGACAAUUCAAAUGUAUAAGAUUCUGGCUUUGAACUGUCUGAUCAGCGCCUACAGUCUAAGUGUUAUCUAUCUUGAUGGUAUUAAGUUCGGUGACGGUCAAGUCACUAUCAGUGGUAUGCUGAUGAGUGUCUGCUUCCUCUCAAUUUCCCGUGCCAAGUCUGUUGAGGGUCUGUCCAAGGAACGCCCACAGCCAAACAUUUUCAACGUCUACAUCAUUGGCUCUGUUCUUGGACAAUUUGCUAUCCAUAUCGCGACUUUGAUCUACCUGUCCAACUAUGUGUACAGCAUUGAACCACGGGACACUGAUGUCGACCUGGAGGGCGAGUUUGAACCAUCACUCCUCAACAGUGCUAUCUACCUUCUUCAGCUCAUCCAGCAAAUUUCCACAUUCUCCAUCAACUAUCAGGGUCGUCCGUUCAGAGAAUCCAUUCGCGAGAACAAAGCCAUGUACUGGGGAUUGGUUGCCGCAUCCGGUGUUGCAUUCUCUUGCGCAACUGAAUUUGUUCCGGAGCUAAAUGAGAAACUCCGUCUCGUCCCCUUCAGCAACGAGUUCAAGGUCACUUUGACAGUCUUGAUGGCUCUUGACUAUGCUGGUUGUUGGGUGAUUGAGAACGUGCUCAAAAGACUCUUCAGCGACUUCCGCCCCAAGGAUAUCGCUGUGCGCCGCCCAGACCAGCUCCAGCGAGAAGCUGAACGCAAGAACAAGGAGGCUCUAGAAAAGGCCUCGACAAACGGGCAGCCAAGGGUUGCUUAGUAUUCUUCUCGAGAGUUUGCUUCGGAAUAGGGGUAGAGAUUAGAUAUUU
This is a messenger RNA of Aspergillus nidulans FGSC A4, 3715 nucleotides long. Its product is annotated as ion-transporting P-type ATPase SPF1. The record is from RefSeq and is a predicted model, not a curated record. Gene Ontology annotation, cellular component: membrane; endoplasmic reticulum membrane. The transcript is spliced from 3 exons. Bases 1 to 3666 code for a protein of 1221 amino acids. Gene Ontology annotation, molecular function: nucleotide binding; P-type transmembrane transporter activity; ATP binding. Lineage: Eukaryota; Fungi; Ascomycota; Eurotiomycetes; Eurotiales; Aspergillaceae.